AUGCAAGCUACCUGUCCGUCUUCUAUGCAUCCUCAUCUUUUCACCGCCUCCCCCGUCCAAUUAACUUACAACACUUCAAAUCCAACUGUAUUCCUUCCCUAUCUUCUAUUCGACGCAUUCUUGAUUCACCAAAAACCACCUCAUCUCUUUCUUAUUCUCACCGCUCCGUCUGAUGGAGGGCUUUUCCCAGAUUCGUUUGUAGCUUUCGCUCCAUCUCCACCUUCUAAGUUUUCUAAUAUGUGUGUUCAAAAAAGACUCGAUUUUCCGUCGCCGACAACAAAUCAGACCCUCUUCAUUGUCAAUCCCGUUCUCAAUCUUUCAACUUCUACCCAGAUGAACGAUUAA
Lactuca virosa is the source of this 345-nucleotide messenger RNA. The record is from the annotation of a GenBank genome assembly. Lineage: Eukaryota; Viridiplantae; Streptophyta; Magnoliopsida; Asterales; Asteraceae.